UAUUCCUCCGUUUAAACCCAUUAUAUGAGCUUCGAAUAAUGUUCGCUGAAUUUAUGCUUCCUGGACAAAAAUUCAAUUGGUCAUUUGCAUAUUCUGAUGACCUUUUGUUUGACCCUACUUCGGCCAUUUCGGAUGAUGAUGGCGGACGCCAAACCGAAGUCCAGUCGUGGAAGAAAACCCACGUUAACUGACUCUGGGCGGAAAAGAAAGAAAAAGGAAACUAACGCUUUGAUAAACCGGUCGAGGGUAUAUGUUGGUGAACAGUACAACCGUUGGAAUGAAUUAAAGACGACCCUCCGGCUACAAACGCAUAGUGAAGUUGCCAAAGUUCUUCUCGAUCGGUAUGAUCAGAGUGAAAAAGAUACCGAACUGCCAGUUAAACAGAAAAGCAAUGCUGUUGUGGCAACUCCUGAUUUGACAGCAAAACAUGGUCUGACAUCAACACCAGGACCUAGUCAUCAACAUAGUGUUCAAAUUCCAAUAGAUGUUUCAGAGAUCUCCAACACAGAUACAGAUAGUGAUGGGGCAAUAUCAGGAAUACAGGCAUUACCAACAAAAAGGCCUAGAAAGGAAAAAUCAAAGCUAUCAAGCAGUUUUCUUGAUCCAUUUGAGUUGUCAAUUAUAGAUAUAUCUGAAUCAGAAAGCCAAAAUGAAAGCCACAGGUCUGAUGAGGAUUAUGACCCAAGUUUUAAUAUCACUAUAAGACCAAACAAUGAUGAUUUUGAUUCUCUAAAGAUUUGCAGUGGUGUGAAUGAUGAUGGUUCUGAUGAUGAUGAUGAUGAUGAUGAUGAUGAUAUUAUGGAAGAGGGGGGUGUGGAUCCAGGCCCUGAUUUGAUUAAAAUAACAAGUAUCAACCCUGAGAAGUUGACCUCAGAUCAACCAUUUCUUGUUUAUUACCAGUGUUUAAUGCAAUUGAUUGAUAUAUGCAUCCAGGGAAAAUGUAAGGAAUGUGGAUCAGAUGUAGACCUGACAAAGAACAUCAUUGGGUCAGCAUUACAUUUGAAAUGGACAUGUAGAAAAGGACAUGUUAUCAAGAAAUGGUGCUCGCAGCCGAUAUUGAAUAGGAGGAUGCACAGUGGGGAUCUGAUGUUUGCAUCUGCUGUCCUGCUUUCAGGGAACAACUUUCAAAAAAUUUCUUUAUUUGCAAAGUUUCUGAACUUGCCCGCAAUCAGCAGCACAACAUUUCACAAGAUUCAAAGAACUUACCUUAUACCAUCAAUUGAUGACUUUUGGUUAGAAAAGCAGGAAGAAACCAUCAAUCUUUUUCGUGGUCAGGAAUUGGUCAUUCUUGGUGAUGGUAGAAUGGACAGCCCUGGGCACUCAGCGCAAUACUGUUCCUACACAUUCAUGGAAUAUACCACAAAGAAGAUCCUUUGCAUAAUUACUAUGGAUAAAAGAAUGACAGACCUAAAAAGUACAAACUUAGAGAAAUCUUGCUUUGUAAAAGGACUGCAGUUUCUUCUGAACAGGGGUUUGAAAGUUGUUGAAGUUGUAACUGAUGCUCACGUACAAGUUGCUUCUAUCAUGAAAAAAGAUUACCCAAAUAUUUGCCAUUCAUUUGACAUCUGGCAUGGUACUAAAAAUUUGGGAAAGAAAAUAAUGUCAAUUGGACAAGAGUCAAAUAAAAAAGAAUUACUGCCAUGGACAAAGGAUAUCAUGAACCAUUUUUGGCAUGCAGCGCAAGUUAGCGAUACAUAUGAGACGUUCAUAGGCAUAUGGUUUGGAUUGCUUCACCAUGUCACUGAUGAGCAUGAGUGGAUUCUCUCCUACAGUGACAAUGGCAUAAAUGCCUGUCAGCAUGGUCCCCUGACUGAGGAAAGAACGAAGGGAUGGCUGAAAAAGGAUUCCCCUGCUCACAUUGCUUUACGCCAUGUUGUCAUGGAUAAGAGACGCUUAAAUCAGAUACACUACUAUUUAAACUGCAGGAGUACUGCUGAGCUUGAAAACUUUCAAAAUUUGAUUUUGGUGUAUGCCUCUAAAAGAUACUCGUACGGUCCACCCACGUACAGGGCACGAAAUAGACUUGCAGCCUUGGAUCACAACGGGCAUUUGGAAAGGGAGACAAAGAUUAACAAGGAUGGAAGUGUUAGGUAUCAGAGAUCCUUCAACAAGAAAAGUGGAAUAUGGUCCGUCCACGAAUUGAAGGAGGAUAAAACUUAUAAUUACAUCCAAUCUCUGGUUGAAAAGAUUGUCCGAAGAAGAUUAGAUGAUGAAGAAGGAAUGAGUGGAAAUGUUGUUUUGGAAGCAGAUGAUCCAAGAAGAAUAUCGAAGACUCUGGCCCGCAUUCCUCCUCCCCCAACUGCACAACUUGUGAAGGAGAGGAAGUCACGAUUUGAAGAUCCAGACAAAACAUUAGACUAUUCAUGGGACUCUUGAAGUUAUUUUAUUAUACCCCUGCUCUGAAGGAGAAAUGGGUAUACUGUUUUACCUGUGUCCGUCAGUCCGUCCGUCUUUCCUUCCAUCUGUGUCCGUAACAAAAAUUUCUGUCGCAUUUUUCUCAGCAAGUAUUUAUCACAGAUGCUUGAAAUUUUAACUUAUUGUUUGUUUAGGCAUGCCAUAUGGUGGGAUAUUUUUUUGUACCAAUCGGACGUCAACUUCCUGUUAAAUGACAACUUUGUUUAUUUUGCAUAUUCACAUUAGAGCGGGGGUAUUGAUAGUGAGCAUUAGCUCACAGAUAUCUUGUUGUAUAAUACAAUGCAUGCUAAAGGACUGGAUACAAAUUCUUACAAAACAAUAUUAUCAUUCUAUGCUGAGUAUGUACUUUAUAUGUCACUUGAAACAUAAAUGAAUCCAUGUACAUGUAUGUUUGAACAAAAGCAGAAAAAAGAAGAAUUAAAUAACAGACUGUUAAAUUUUAAAA
Magallana angulata is the source of this 2860-nucleotide messenger RNA. RefSeq lists its product as uncharacterized. Bases 97 to 2376 code for a protein of 759 amino acids. The record is from RefSeq and is a predicted model, not a curated record. The transcript has 12 exons. NCBI's taxonomy places the organism in Eukaryota, Metazoa, Mollusca, Bivalvia, Ostreida, Ostreidae.